Fusarium mangiferae is the source of this 2004-nucleotide messenger RNA. RefSeq lists its product as uncharacterized. Gene Ontology annotation, cellular component: Golgi to plasma membrane transport vesicle; cell tip. Bases 1 to 2004 code for a protein of 667 amino acids. The transcript has a single exon. The record is from RefSeq and is a predicted model, not a curated record. NCBI's taxonomy places the organism in Eukaryota, Fungi, Ascomycota, Sordariomycetes, Hypocreales, Nectriaceae. Gene Ontology annotation, molecular function: guanyl-nucleotide exchange factor activity. Gene Ontology annotation, biological process: exocytosis.
AUGUCCGCCGCCGCCCCCGGCUGGGGCCAACCACUCGCGACAAAAUCGCCAGCUUCUCGGCGGUCAUUAGGUCAUUUUCGAUCUCUCUCCUCCAUCGCAGCGACCCCUAGCUACCACCCUCGAACACCUUCGCUCACUCCCGACCACACCCCGAUCAAAUCUUCGUCCUCGACACAUCUACCGAUUGUCUCACCGAACCCGCCUACAGAUUUUGGAGAUGAGAUGAGCACAAUACCUGAUCCUCGAAGUCGUGCAAUGAGCCCUGCCGAUGACAGCGGUGUCGCGACUCCCAGUCAUCACCCCGAUCUGAAUGACGAAGUCGCCACCCUCAGUAAUAAGCUCAUCAACGCCAUUAAUCACCAAACCAUCCUGGACGACUCUUUAUCCGCCGCUCGCCACGAACUUGAUGCCGCUCGGGAACGAAUUCGCAUGCUCGAGACUCAAAAUGCCUCACAACGCGAAAUGUUGGCUGGUGAUGUAUGGGUUCGCAAGCACACCGUUGAGGACGAAAAGAAGGUUUGGCAGGCCAAGGUUGCCGCGGAACGUCAAAAGCGAAUUGACACAGAAAUGGAAAAGAAGAAGAUUGAGCAGGAGCUCGAGAAUCUUACAGCCGCAUUGUUCGAGGAAGCAAACAAGAUGGUGAUUGCUGCCAAGGAAGAGGCCAAGGCUGAUCAUGAGGCUCUUCAACGCAAGAAUGACCAGCUCAAGUCUCAACUUGCCGAUACUGAGAGCAUUCUAAAGUCUCAACAGGAGCAACUCGUCGAGCUCAAGCACGUUAUGGAACACAUGGCUUCGGAACGAGGAGAUCAUAAUAAUCCCACUGCUCCCUCUUCUCCCGGCUUGACGAAACCUGAUACUCGUGACGAUCUUCGAUCUUCAACUGAGGAGCCUGCUGCUUCACUCUGGACCGCUCCCGUCGAGCCUGCUCAUCCGACCAGCUUCUCGCAUCUUCUCCAACCCGUUCUGCGAACCGAUUUGUCGUCUUAUGACGAUUUUCUUAUACUCGCACGGACUUCUCGAAAUCGCCCUGGCAGCCGCGUUUCUUCAGGUUCUGUCGGUGCUCUGAAUGCUCUAACUGGCUUUGGACUUGGUGGUUCGAUAUCGAGCGCCCAUCCCUCCAACGCCUCAACUACCUCACUUGGCACACCUAUCGCGGGGGCCGGAAGUGCACCCCAGUCUCCCAACACACCGGCCUCAACCGUCAGCGCUGCUUCAAAUGCAUCAGCCACCCCUCUGCCAAGCUUGAAGGAAACAAAGUUUUACAAGCGAGUUUUAGCUGAAGAUAUCGAACCUACACUUCGUCUAGAUAUGGCUCCAGGCUUGUCAUGGCUGGCUCGUCGAUCCGUCAUCGCCGCCAUCGCUGACGGAUCUCUGGUGGUUGAGCCUGUACCAACCACUGGCAGUCUUGUGGCACUGACAAAGCCGCAAUUUUACCCAUGUGCACUCUGCGGUGAUUCACGCAAGGACCCUCAGUAUUUACGAAACCAUCGAUUCAGAACGAGUGAGACUGAUUCCGCUCAAAGGCAUCCGUUGUGCAAGUACUGCCUGACUCGUGUGCGGUCGACUUGUGACUUCUUGGGCUUCUUGCGUAUGGUUAAGGAUGGUCAUUGGCGAGCGGACAAUGAGGAUCACGAGAAGGCUGCCUGGGAGGAGAGUGUACGACUGAGGGAGCAGAUGUUCUGGUCUCGGAUUGGAGGUGGUGUUAUUCCAUGCAUCCCGGCGCCUCUCUCUGUCGACAUAGAAAAGAGCCCGCGUAACAGCCAUGACGGCAGUGUGAGGUCUGACCAUCUCGAAGUUCCUGGCUUUCAAACACCACAGAUGACAAUAGAACGGACACGAAGCGAUACAACCAAGAGUGGCCCGAUCGAGGAGCCACACACACCUCCUAUGCAAACUGAUGGAGCUAGGAGCGUGCGCAGCUCCGUCCAGAGUCUCGAUGUGAAGAGCAACUCUGGUUCGGAAGAAACGAAGCGUCUAUCUAUCACGAUUCCGACUACGGAUUAA